Staurois parvus is the source of this 390-nucleotide messenger RNA. The record is from the annotation of a GenBank genome assembly. NCBI's taxonomy places the organism in Eukaryota, Metazoa, Chordata, Amphibia, Anura, Ranidae.
AAUGCAACUCUCCAUUGAAAUAAUUGAUAAGGUAACCACAUAUUGACCAGAUAACGUGUGUGUGUAUACACGCUAUAUUGCCAAAAGUAUUGGGACACCACUGCAAAUCAUUGGAUUCAGGUGUUCUAAUCGCCUCCAUGGCCACCUAGGCAUGCAGACUGCUUCUACAAACAUGAGUGAAAGAAUGGGUCGCUCUCAGGAGCUCAGUGAAUUCAAGCAUGGUACCGUGAUAGGUUGCCAUCUGUGUAAUAAGUCCAUCUGUGAAAUUUCCUUGCUACUAAAUAUUCCACGGUCAACUGUUAGUGGUAUUAUAACAAAGUAGAAGCAACUGGGAACAAUGGCAAAAUGACAUAGUGGGGUCAGGGCAUACUGAAGAGCACAGUGAGCAGA